Molecule: messenger RNA, 1841 nt
Organism: Halichondria panicea
Lineage: Eukaryota; Metazoa; Porifera; Demospongiae; Suberitida; Halichondriidae
Exons: 4
Coding region: 407-1681 (424 amino acids)
Source: RefSeq, a predicted model, not a curated record
UUGACACGUAAUUAUGCCUUUGGCUUGAAACACUUCUUAUUGACAAGUAAGCAAGUUUAAGAAUGUAUGUGACUGCAUGUAUUCACUUUAGAUUUCCUGAAACGAAGUUGUUAGUGUUUCUUCUUCGUCUGGUAUAUAGCUAUAUGCAAGAGUGUACAGUUCCCCUCGUAUCGAAUAUCCAAACAGAUUUUUUAACUGAUAGAACCAAUUUUGAAAGAAUGGCUAGCGGGCUACUUCUACUGCUGGUUGCAGCCCUCGUAGAUAAACAAAAAUACAUCGUUACAUCGUAUAUUCUGGGCAUGCUCAGUAUACCUAAUGUAGUGCGUGUGUUCGCUCAUGUGUAUAACUAUUGUACGGUGGAUUAUAUGUGUUGUUGUAGGGUGGAGUGUCUGUGUUUAUAUUUGUGAUGACUUUAUAUAAUUAUAAUAAUACCACGAUACUGACAGUCAAGAUGUAUGCCAAACUUUGCUUGCCGCUACUCAUUUGCUACUUUCAGAUUUACUCUCAAACUAUUAAUGCUGAUCAAUGUCAAGACUGUCUUCUUGCAAACAAUGGUGAUAGGCCACUACCAAUACUUCUCAGACCAGCUAAUGGAAAUCGAUUUAAGCCAAACCCAGUACAAGCCAUCAUCACUAGCUACAAGUUCAAUUGUUCUGGUGUUAUCACUGAGUGGAGAGCCCUAGUGGAGGGUAGUAGUAUCGGAGCUUUUGAAGAGCAAAUUUACACGAUCUCCUUCCAAGUAUGGAGACCAAACUCCCUCUCACCAGUAGACACUGAUGGCUGCUACAACUUGGCUGGUUUCAACCAUUUCUCACCUAUUCCACUGGCUCAUCCUGACACAACUGAGAGAGGAAUAGUGACUGGGGUACCACUAGAGAGUGAAAGGAUUGAGGUCCAACCAGGAGAUGUGGUCGGGUUCUAUCUGGAGGGUAGCAGGACCAGUCUCGAUAGUAUUCAGUUUGCUGGAGAUGAAGACAACCCUAGUCCGUACAUUGAUGAGACAGUUUGGUUUGCUACUGAUUUACUGACUCCUCGCCCUGAGACAGCCUGCAUGUAUCCUGUCGGCACAUCCGGUCUACUCAAUUCCUCUACUAACCUAGCUCCACUAAUCUCUGUCGCAAUAAGUACAAAGACUGUCGUGAGCCCAAGUUCAAGCUACACUAUAACCACACUCUCCCAUCGUAUGCUCACCCCUACACCCACCCCCAUACACACACUCUCAACGUCUCAGCCCGUUGUUACUACCGACACAAAUCCUACUCGUGUAACAGAGAAUACAGUGUAUGCAUUGAUAGUACUACUAGUGGUAUUAAUAGUAGUGCUACUGAUAGGUGCAACUUUAUUCACUAUACGCUGGGUGAGAAAAGCAACAUCUCGAUCAGUUCCUGAAAAUCAAGAAAUGAAAAUUGACCCAACGACAGACGAGAACGAAGCAUAUGGCCAGCUGAGGGAAGCUACGUCACCUGACAACCACUCUUAUGACUACAUGGACGAGACAGACAUGACUAUUGCAGCCACACAAAAUCCAGCCUACCUAACAACAGUCAGUGAUGACGUGCAAUAUUACGAAAAUGAGGGCAAGCCAGAAGAGUUGGGAAUGACAGCAAAUGAAGCUUAUGCUGUGACCAGAGAGACAGUCACAGAUGUAGAGGAUGCAGAUAAAUAUGACUAUGUAGUAUAGCUCCUAGCGUUUGGUUUGACAAACAACGGAAAAGUAUUAAUUGCUGAGAUGUCGCACACAACAUACAUGUAUUAAUCUUGUAAAGACAUAUAGAACACUGAUAGCUAUGACUCUCAAAUACUUGCAUAAGCUAGGGUUACAUGUACCAGUUGUACUAUGG